AUGUGGCUGUUCAUUACAGUGGUGUACAUUAUGCAAAGAACUGUUAACUUGGAAGAAGCCAGAGGAAGGAGAGAUGUUGAUCUUAAUCCUGAGCAAUUCAUGAAUAUUACUGAGAUGAUUAAUUACAAUGGAUACCCCAGUGAGGAGUAUGACGUUUUGACAGAGGAUGGCUACUACCUUAGCCUGAACAGAAUUCCUCAUGGUAGAGAAAAUCCUGGGAGCACAGGUCCCAAGCCUGUCAUGUUGCUUCAGCAUGGCUUGACUUUAGAUGGUAGCAACUGGAUUGCCAAUCUGCCCAAUAACAGCCUGGGCUUCAUGGUAGCAGAUGCUGGAUAUGAUGUUUGGCUAGGAAACAGCAGAGGGAACAGCUGGUCUAGAAGGCAUCAAAGUCUUUCUGUUGAUCAAGAAGAAUUCUGGGAUUUCAGUUUUCACGAAAUGGCAAUGUAUGAUCUUCCUGCAAUGAUAAAUUUCAUUCUGAACAAAACUGGACAGGAGAAAAUAUAUUAUGCUGGCCAUGCUCAGGGCUGUACUAUAGAUUUUGUAGCAUUUUCAGCAAUGCCAGAGUUGGCUCAAAAAAUCAAAAUGUUUUUUGCAUUGGGUCCCUUAUAUACAUUUCAGCACACAAUAGGUCCUGUCUCAUAUCUUCUGUCCCUCCCGGAGGCACUUUUUAAGUACUUAAUAUGGUCCACUAAUGAGGAAAAUAGUAAUCUAAAUCGGACAGAUGUGUAUAUAUCACACUUCCCAGACUACACUUCUGUAAAAAAUGCUAUUCAUCUGCGUCAGUGUGCAAAGACUGGGGAAUUAAAAUGCUUUGACUAUGGCAGUAAGAACAAUGAGAAAUACAAUCAGAGCACCCCUCCUUUCUAUAAAAUAAAAGAUAUGACUGUGCCUACAGCUGUAUGGAGUGGUGGAGAGGAUUGGGUUUGCCACCCUGAGGACACAGCACUUUCGCUUCCUCGAAUUACUAACCUAGUGUACCACAAGAGUAUUUCUGACUGGGUGCAUUGGGAUUUCAUCUGGGGAAUGGAUGCAGCUGAGCGUAUGUACAAGGAUGUAAUUGCAAUGAUGAAGAAAUAUUCCUAA
Alligator mississippiensis (American alligator) is the source of this 1083-nucleotide messenger RNA. Its product is annotated as lipase member M. The coding region runs from base 1 to 1083 and encodes 360 amino acids. The transcript has 9 exons. Gene Ontology annotation, molecular function: hydrolase activity, acting on ester bonds. The record is from RefSeq and is a predicted model, not a curated record. NCBI's taxonomy places the organism in Eukaryota, Metazoa, Chordata, Crocodylia, Alligatoridae. Gene Ontology annotation, biological process: lipid metabolic process.